This is a messenger RNA of Panonychus citri (citrus red mite), 3811 nucleotides long. RefSeq names its product protein bicaudal D-like. Gene Ontology annotation, biological process: microtubule anchoring at microtubule organizing center; regulation of microtubule cytoskeleton organization; protein localization to organelle. Gene Ontology annotation, molecular function: dynactin binding; dynein complex binding; cytoskeletal adaptor activity. Bases 564 to 3008 code for a protein of 814 amino acids. The transcript has 2 exons. Gene Ontology annotation, cellular component: Golgi apparatus; cytosol. Lineage: Eukaryota; Metazoa; Arthropoda; Arachnida; Trombidiformes; Tetranychidae. The record is from RefSeq and is a predicted model, not a curated record.
AAGAAAAAGGGCUAAGAUGUUUAUGGAUUUUGGCGAUGUGUCAAUAAACUGUUGUCCGUCAAUUUAAUUCCGUUAAUUGUGUUUAAUUAACUGGACAAUUUACGCCAAUUGUUUGGGUUAAUUUUCUUCUGCCAAAAGAAUUUCAAUCAAUUCGAUUCUCAGUGUUUUCUGUCAUCACUUUUUUCUCUAUUCUCACGUGUUAAUGUCAUCAAAUUCUUUGGUGUGUUUGAUUGUUUUUCGCAAUUUCUUAAACUCUUUCCAUCUUAUUAGUCUCUUUUCUUGUUAAUUGUGACAAUUAAAAGAACAAUAUUCCAUUGUUAAUGUGAUAACCUUCAAUUGUUUGGAUUUGUUGUUGUUUUUACUCUGAUUGAUCUUCCAAAACCAAACCUUAGGAAUUGUUUUCUUUUUCUUGGUUCUUUGUUGUUUCUUUUUUUCUUUACACUUUCACUUGUAUCAAUUUCUCCCUCUGUGUUGUAUUUAUUAAGGUGAAAAGAUGUUAUCGUCUGUAUGACCUUUGUGUUUAUACUGAUUAGGAAGAGGAGGUGACCUUUGACAAUUAUGCCAUGGGUGAGGUGGAUAAAUUGAUCGCCGAAAGGGAUAACCUUAAAGAGGAAAUUGAGAGACUUCAAGAGGAGAUUAACCUUUCAGCCAAAGAGAAACAUCAAUCUGCUCAAUUGGGUCUUCAUUUGUUGGAGGAGAAAAGUAAACUUCAAACUCGAUACGAUGAAUUGGAAUCGCUUCAUGAAUCAACCCGAUCAGAAUUGGAGACACUUCGAGAUGCAUUUACUUCCUUUCAAACUCGACAAAAGGCUUCAGUUGACCGAGGAAUUGAACAAGAGGAGAGUUUACUUGAAGAAUCGGCCUCGAAAGACGCUAAAUUUGCUACCGUUUUACUUGAACUUGAACGGGAAUUGAAAUCGGUUCGAGCUGAAUUGGCUCGGGUUGAAGGGGAAAAGGAGAGAUUCCUAUCUGAACACAAUGAGUUAACCAAACAAUUGGAGAUCGUUGAAUGGGAAAGGAAAAACAUGAAAAUGGAGAUCAAAGAUUUGAAAGCUCGAGAAUCUCGACUCUCAAGUGAUAUCAAUGAAUUGGAAGAGGAAAACAUUUACCUUCAGAAAACAGUUUCCAAUCUCAAAUCUAAUCAGAUAGAAUAUGAGACAGUUAAACAUGAUGUUGCUCGAUUACAGGACGAAGUUGAUCUUCGAAGACUUCAGGUAGAAGAAUUUGAAACCUUAAAGAAUAUCGCUGAGAAACACAUGAAGGAAGCAUUGGAAGCCCUCGAAUCGGAACGGGAACAAAAAUAUGAACUUAAAAAGAAACUGGAUGAAAGAUGUUCCGGUGAACCGAAAUUCAAUGUUACCAAUAUUGGCCUCAAGUUUCCGGGAAUUUUUGAUGAUCAACUCACGACAACCGAUGCGUCUGUUGGUAAAGUUGAUGAAGAUGACGAUGGAUCAAUACCAUUAUUACAUCAAUUGGAAUCUGAUAUGAUUAAAGCUCGAAACGAGGGAUUGGAUAAUGAUUCUUACAGUUACGAUGAAUCUCAACCAUCAUCACUUUUUGGUGAAGUUCAUCUGACUGAGAUUAAGAAAUUAGAGAAAGAUCUUGAAUCAGCUGAGAAUGAGAAGAAUCAAAUUACCCAGAAACUCAAUGAGACUCAUGGAUUAUUGGAAUCGACGAAAUCUGAACUUUUGGCCCACCAAUCGCGAUUAUCCAAGUUAACUAAUCAUAUCAGCGGGAUAAUUACCAGUGAAGGUGCCGAUCUAAAUAUGAUUAGCUCAUUUGAAGGUGAAUUCCCUGAAUUUAAACAAUUUAUCGGCCAAUUGUGUGAUAAAAUCCGUCGAUCAAAGGAAACCCCUGAAGGAAGAGAUGAACUUGAUGAGAUUAAACGACAAUUACGAGAAUGUGAAACUCUUCGAGAUGAACUUUCCUCUGAUCUUGAUUUUCUCAACAAUUUAGCCGAAAAUGCAACCAGCCAAUCGUCAGGUACUCUUGAUGAUCUUAACAGAAUUUCGGAACAAUUAGCUAUUCUUUAUUAUCACAUUUGCUCAGUUUCCGGAGAAGAACCUGUUCGAAUUAUCUUGGACCAUGCAAAAGAGUUCGAAGUACCUUCAAUCCUACGAACAGAAAAUGCAAUGAACGAUGAGCGAAGUUAUAAAAUUUUGGACACUCUAAAAUCGGGAAUAAUGACCUCAUGUGAAUGUCGUAAAACAAUGGAAACAAUUGACGAUCAAAUGAAACAUUUAGAUUGUGCAGUUGAAUCAAUUAUCGAUAUAAAAUCAGCAACCACUCGAAUUAAGAAUAAAUCUGAGGCCAAAUCUGAAUCAACGAGUAAUCAACAAAACGAUCAACAAAACUCCCUCACCUCCGAUUUAACCGGAAGUGGGUCACCUUCAAUUCGAGGUGAUGCUCAAGAAGAAUUGAUUAAAUUGAAAGCUUUACUUGCCACCAAACGUGAACAAAUUGCGACCCUUCGAACUGUUCUAAAAACGAAUAAACAAUCUGCCGAAGUGGCCUUGGCUAAUCUAAAAUCGAAAUAUGAAAAGGAAAAGGCCGUUGUUACCGUUACAAUGAGCAAAUUAAGGAAAGAAUUGAAAGCGUUGAAAGAAGACGCGGCCACUUUUGCUUCACUUCGAUCAAUGUUUUCCGCUCGAUGUGAAGAGUAUGUCGCCCAAAUUGAUGAGCUUCAGCGACAAUUACGAUCAUCUGAUGAUGAAAAGAAAACGUUAAAUUCACUGCUUCGAAUGGCGAUCGUUCAAAAGUUGACCGUUACCCAGAAAUUGGAGGAAAUGGAAAUGGACCGAGAACGAAACAAUUACCCAUCACUUUCAAAUAGCGGCAAUAAAAUUGGACCUUCCAAAGACGGAGCCUACCGAAUGAACUCAUCCCGAGGCCAUGAUCGAACUAGAACUUUAUUCGUUCGACAUUUAGGUGAUCGUCGAACUCCAUCUUCGCCAAAUCAUCACAAUUACACCAACAAUAGAUCUCGAAUGGAUCGAGAUAACAAUUAACCAAAUCGUUACCACAAAUCACCAAAUGAACAAAAAACUUUCAUUCAUCCACAGAUUUUGAUUACAAUUAAUGUUCAUUAACUAAUCUGAUUAAUUCAAUUUCCCAAACUUGCAGGUAAUCAAGAUUAUUGGGAUUCUAAUUUUAAUUUAUUUUACAUUCACAUACAAAAUUAAUUAAUGUGCCAACGAUUCAACAGAUGAUUGGUCAGCCAAAAGGGUCAACAAUUAACGACAAUUAACCCUCUUUCCAAACUUUGUCUAAUUACUUUUUUCUUAAUUACAAAAGUUUAAUUUUAGUCAUUGAUGUAAACUGUUGAUUGUUGCCAUUCAAAGAACCGAUUUUUUUUGUUCUUAAAUCAUUUACACGAAAAACUUUUAAUUGUCAACAAUUAAUUUAAUAGUAAUUAUAACUUGGGAACAAUUAAUAAGAAACUCUCAAUUUCAAUUGGAAGCUGUUUAGAAGACAAUUAAACAUCUCAAUCAAAUUGAACACUUUCUUUUCCAUGGUGGUUAAUUGUUUGUUAUCCUUUGAUUACAAUUAACGAUGACAAUUUAAUCAAUUUCUUCAAUCAUUCUUUUAAAAGACUUGAUCUACUUAAAUCAUUGUCUUUUCUUGUGUCAAUCAAGUUAUUCCUCGAAUUUUAUUAUUAUUAUUUAACAGAUCGAUAAUUAUAUUAAUAUUCUGUAAAUAUUAUCUUUGUUUAGACAAAUUUAAUUGUUUUACAUUGGAACGUAAUUUUUAAUCAUCUUAAUUAAGCAACUUUUAUGCGAUUAACAAUUAAAUCUAAUGAUUUUUCAACGCA